Molecule: messenger RNA, 1557 nt
Organism: Quercus robur (English oak)
Lineage: Eukaryota; Viridiplantae; Streptophyta; Magnoliopsida; Fagales; Fagaceae
Product: alcohol dehydrogenase-like 1
Exons: 10
Coding region: 195-1358 (387 amino acids)
Biological process (GO): formaldehyde catabolic process
Cellular component (GO): cytosol
Molecular function (GO): zinc ion binding; S-(hydroxymethyl)glutathione dehydrogenase [NAD(P)+] activity
Source: RefSeq, a predicted model, not a curated record
UCCACCGACCCAAAUCAAUUUUAUAUCAAAAUCUGUACGUGUUUCACAAUGUUUGACUUGCAGAACAGAACAACAAACUCACAUAGACAGAUCAAUUGAAAAGAAAGGUAGAAAGAAGAUCAAAGCAAAGAACUCUCUCAUCUCUCUGAGCUUUGGUCAAGGAGAAGUCAUAAAAUCUAGUUUCAUCCAUUGCCAUGGAGAGCAAUAACAAAUCAGAAACUGCAGGAAAAGUUUUAAGAUGCAAAGCUGCAAUUUCCAGGAUUCCGGGAGAGCCACUUGUGAUAGAGGACAUUGAAGUAGACCCCCCAAAAGCUUGGGAGAUUCGGAUCAAAAUUUUAUGCACAUCCCUGUGUCACACUGAUAUCACCUUUUGGAAAAUGAAAGCAGGACCUGCUGCAGUUUUUCCAAGAAUUUUUGGGCAUGAAGCUGUUGGUGUUGUUGAAAGCGUGGGAGAGAAUGUAGAAGAAUUUACAGUGGGGGAUACAGUGUUGCCAGUGUUCCUACCGAAUUGCAAGGAAUGCAGCGACUGCAAGUCUCAAAAGAGCAACAUUUGCUCAAUAUUUGAGAACAAUUUUUCCCCUGAAAUGCCUAGGGAUGGCACUAGCAGAUUUAAGGACAUGAAUGGUGAGAUUUUGCACCAUUUCUUGUGGGUGUCUAGCUUCUCUGAGUAUACAGUGGUAGAUGUAACCCAUGCUGUGAAGAUUACUCCUGAGAUUCCAGUUGAUAAGGCUUGCUUGCUUGGUUGUGGAGUGUCCACAGGAAUUGGAGCAGCGUGGAAGGUAGCUGAGGUGGAAGAGGGAUCCACGGUGGCUAUCUUUGGGCUUGGACCAGUUGGACUUGCGGUUGCGGAGGGAGCAAGACAAAGAGGAGCUUUAAAGAUUAUAGCUGUUGAUUUGAAUCCUGAAAAAUUCGACAUAGGAAAGAAAUUUGGAGUCACUGAUUUUGUAAACCCUGAAACCUGUGGAGAAAAGUCAGUCAGUGAGGUGAUUAAGGAAUUAACAAAUGGGGGUGCUGACUAUUGCUUUGAGUGUAUCGGGUUGGCAUCAUUAAUGCAAGAAGCUUUUCUAAGUAGCCGAAAGGGUUGGGGAAAGACAGUGAUACUUGGAGUGGAGAUGCAUGGCGCGCAAGUGAGUCUUAACCCCUAUGAGUUUCUCCGCGGUAGAAGCAUGAUUGGCUCAUUGUUUGGAGGUGUCAAACCCAAAUCUGAUAUCCCUGUCUUCGCCAAGAAAUACCUAGACAAUGAGCUUCGUUUGGACGAGUUCAUAUCGCAUGAAUUGAGCUUCCAAGACAUAAACAAAGCCUUCGAAUUGCAUCAAGAAGGAAAGAGCCUCCGUUGCAUUAUAUGGAUGGAUCGCUAGACUGGACCGCUGCCUAUGUUGUACCAUGUUGUUAAUGACAACAAAGGAAAUUCAUGAUACUGUUAACCAAUAAGUUGUUUACCAUUUAAGAUGAAGUCACUCUUCAUUAUUUUAAUUGAAUUAUGUUCUCAAUUGAAGUUCUUCCUGCGAGAAAAAAAAAAAUAAUGUUAUGCAAUGUACGCUCACUAAAUUUGGGUCA